GACAUCCAAGUAGGCAUCUCGCCCUCCGCUGAGGACCCGCAGGCUUCCGCCCUGGUCUCUGAUUCCCGGAGGGUCUCGUUAAGUUGCUGAGCCUGGCUUUGAACUUGGAAUCCUCCUGCUUCAGCCUCAACAGUCGCUGGGUUUACAGGUGUAUACCGUGGCGUCCAGCACAAAAAUUUCCUUUACCCUUUGGACAACCACUUGAGAGGUGUUCAGAGGUAGCAGAAUUUGCUGUUGGCAGUGAAGGAGAGGAAUUCCAGAAAAGCAACUCUGAGGUCUUCCAGGUGUUACUCUGGAUUCACAUAUCUGACAGCUGGUGCUGACUGUUGACUGAGAUGUCUUGUUUCUUCUCCAUAUGGCCUUUCAUCCUUUAUGAGACCAUACAUAUAACGUGCCAGUCUCGGGAGAGAACUCCAGGAUAGCCAAAUCCAAUGCAAAAUCACCUCUGUUUAUUUCACAUUUGUCAGUGUGACAUCGACCCCAGCAAAUCACAGGUAGUAAUUGAUAGAAAACUUAAGUGGGACAGGAUUUAUUCUCCCCACACUUAUAAACCAAUGAUGGGAAAAUGGGAAGCAAAACUGAAGCGAAUUGAAGAACGAGCAUCUCACUAUGAGAGGAAACCAUUAUCCUCUGUGUAUAGACCAAGAUUGUCCAAGUCAGAAGAACCACCUUCCAUUUGGAAGCUAUUUCAUCGACAAAAUCAAGCUUUUAAUUUUGUUAAAAGCUGUAAAGAGGAUGUUCAUGUAUUUGCUUUGGAAUGCAAAGUGGGAGAUGGUCAGCGUAUUUACCUUGUAACAACCUACCCUCAGCUUUGGUUUUACUAUAAAUCUCGACAAAAUCUCUUGCACUGCUAUGAAGUUAUUCCUGAAAAUGCUGUGUGCAAACUUUAUUUUGAUUUGGAAUUUAACAAACCUGCCAAUCCUGAAGCUGAUGGGAAAAAGAUGGUUGCAUUACUCAUAGAGUAUGUUUGCAAAGCACUCCAAGAAUUAUACAAUGUUAAUUGUUCAACCGAAGAUGUUUUCAACUUGGAUUCCAGCACUGAUGAAAAAUUUAGUCGUCAUUUAAUAUUUCAGCUCCGUGAUGUGGCAUUUAAAGAUAAUGUUCACGUUGGUAAUUUUGUAAGAAAAAUUUUGCAGCCUGCAUUUAAUUUAAUUGCCAGUGAAGAUGAUGAUAGAAUUCCAGAGAUAACAGGUUAUGAAUCUUCCCAUUUUGCGGAAGCACCAUUAAAACAAGGAGUUUCCUUGAAUAAUAUGUUCAAAGUUAAGGAUAUGGGAGAGAACUGGGCAUUAAAUUCAGAGGAACUGGAGAGACUGGGGUCAGCUGACCAAAGUGGUCCUGAUCUUUCAUUUUUAGUUGUAAAGAACAACAUGGGAGAAAAGCAUCUUUUUGUGGAUCUAGGAGUUUAUACAAGAAACAGAAACUUCCGACUAUAUAAAUCAUCAAAAAUAGGAAAGUGUGUCACCUUGGAGGUUGCUGAAGAUAACAGAUUUUUUCCUAAACAGUCAAAAAGUAUUUCUGAAGAAAAUCAAUAUUUCCUCUCUUCCUUGGUCAGCAAUGUCAGAUUCUCAGAUACUUUACGAAUUCUUACAUGUGACACAUCUCAGAUUAAACGAAAGCGAGCUGAGUAUUUGAAUAGUACCAUCUCUUCAGAAACCAUUGAAGGUUUUCAGUGUUCACCUUAUCCUGAAGUUGAUCGUUUUGUUCUUUCUUUGGUGAAUAAAAAUGACAUUAAAGGAGGAAUUCGGCGUUGGAGCUACUUUUUCCCAGAAGAAUUAUUGGUUUAUGAUAUUUCCAAAUAUCGGUGGUGUGAAAACAUUGGAAGAGCCCACAAGAGUAAUAAUAUCAUGAUUCUGGUUGAUCUGAAAAAUGAAGUUUGGUAUCAAAAAUGUCAUGACCCUGUAUGUAAAGCAGAAAACUUCAAAUCUGACUGUUUUCCAUUACCUGCUGAAGUCAGUCUUCUGUUUCUUCUCAAAGAGGAAGAAGAGUUUACAGAAAAUGAAACUGGGCACAAUGAAACCAAGAAUCCUCAUGAUCUACCACCCAGCGGAUCAUCAGUAGGUGCAUCUGCUGAUGCUGACUGGGGUAAUGGCACUGAUGAUGCUUACUUUUUAGAAGCUACUGAGGAUGUUGAAUUAGCUGAAGCUGCAGAGAACAGUCUUCUCACUUCUCACAGUAGUGUAGUGGAUGAAAUUCCUGAUGAACUAAUUAUAGAGGUAUUUCAAGAGUAGCUCCCUAUGGACAGUGCUUACAUAUUCAGGCAAUAAUUUGCCUGAAGUCUGAGACUUGAUAACAGAUUUAUUAAAUUAGGCCUGGGAGUGUAGCUCAGUGUAGAGUAUCUGCUUGCCCAGCAUGAAAAAGCCCCAAGUUCAAUCCCCAACUGCACACACACAAAAUUAUUAAAUAUUUUUACAUUAACUGUGUUUUAUCACUUUAUCUUCAUUUUUAUUUAUUAAAGUAAACCAGUUUUAGUGAAAAUUAGCUUUGGUGUUUUUAAAUUCAGUAGAACUCUCAUUAACCAAAAUUGGUCUGUUCAUAAUGACAAUUUUAAAAGUUUAUUUAUAGAUUAAAACUCAUAUGUCUGGGGCUGAUUAAGAUAAGGUAUCAACAUUUUAAAAUUUAUUAAGACAUUAAUCAGAAGACAAACUUGUUUUAUUUAUUCUAGUGAUUAAGUCAUACUUUUAAAAAAUUAAAGAGUUUGAGAGGGUAAAAGACAGUAGCAUGAGAUGGGUUAUGUAGGUAAUUUUUGUAAACUGGUCUUCUCAUUCCUGGCCAAGGAGCUUUCCUAAUUGAUGGUUGAUAUUUUGCAGAUGGUUUUCAGCUCCCAAAAGUGUUCUUGCUUUAAAUAACAGAGCUGGAAGGCUGGAUGAAUCAUACUGUUGAUGAAAGAAAAUGAUAUAAAUUCACAAAUAUCAAAUAGUUUAAUAUUAGGACCAAUGUCAAUUUUGAUAGAAUUUUCCAUUAGCUAGUCCUUUCAUUUUUUAACCAAGAUCAUUAAGAAAAUUCGCUUUUAAUUCAUUUCUGGUAAUAUAAAGUUAUAAGGAAACUACUCUACAAAUCUCAAAGUGACCUCCUUAUCCAAGACGAAUUAGUUGGUUCAAGGAGAACUACAGCAUUGGAUUAAAAUAGAAAAUCAAGCCUGUGACAGGUCAAGACUUGGUCUGGUCAAGUGUGCUAAUCUGAGGUGGAGUCUGCUUGAUCUCAUGUCUAUUUUAAAACACAAGAAACUGUAAGGUAGGUUUACUUUUACUGUAAGAACUGAUGGAAUGAGAAUACCAAUCCUAUAACAGUUUAUAAUAAAAAAAAAUCCAAAAUAUCUAGAAAAAUUACUCAUUGGAAGGAUCAGUUAAAUGUCUUAAAGGUUGCCAAUUCAAAUGUUCUUAACCUAUUAAGUUCCAGGUUUUCAAUUCUGUAAAUAUUUCAGUGAAACUGACAUAGGUGCUUAUAUAUAUUGUAUAUUACAUGGUUACAUUAUAUAAUUAUAUGUUACAUAAUUAUAUUAUAUAUUUAAAUUUUUUCCACUGCUUCGGGGUUUUUCUCUACUCCUUUACUUGCAUUAAAUUGUUAAAAAAGUGAUAUAUAAUAAACUUCCAUUGCUUUAUAGUAAUGCUGUUCUUUUACUGUUUCCUUAAAGCUUAUAGUACUCUAGCAUGCAAAAACCCUUCAUCAUCUGAAGCAUGGUAAAAAGUAAAAAUCCAACUUACCGUUUCCUUUAUGUUUGGUUCUUUCUCUUGAACAACUGAAUAAUCGUGAUAAAGCUGUUUUAAAUUUGAUAAGAAAUACACUGUGUUCCUAAGGGAUGACUUUCUCUCCUUAAGUUCAUCAUAUUUUGUUUGUAGUUGUGUUAGCUGUGGUUCUAACCUAGAACAAAAAUAAAAUUUUUUCCCAAAAUAAAUAUAUAAUAAAGUAUAAUAGCCUACAAAGUAUAAGACUGUGUAUUUAGGUAUA
This is a messenger RNA of Sciurus carolinensis (gray squirrel), 3945 nucleotides long. RefSeq names its product primase and DNA directed polymerase (gene Primpol). The record is from RefSeq and is a predicted model, not a curated record. Gene Ontology annotation, biological process: error-prone translesion synthesis; DNA replication, synthesis of primer; mitochondrial DNA replication. Lineage: Eukaryota; Metazoa; Chordata; Mammalia; Rodentia; Sciuridae. The coding region runs from base 432 to 2228 and encodes 598 amino acids. Gene Ontology annotation, molecular function: DNA-directed DNA polymerase activity; chromatin binding. The transcript is spliced from 16 exons. Gene Ontology annotation, cellular component: nucleus; mitochondrial matrix.